Messenger RNA from Mesorhabditis spiculigera, 2919 nucleotides. Lineage: Eukaryota; Metazoa; Nematoda; Chromadorea; Rhabditida; Rhabditidae. The record is from the annotation of a GenBank genome assembly.
AUGAUUGUGGCGCCGAUGUACCCAGAAAUUUUACGACUCGCCAACCUAUUGUCGCGAAAAUUCGUUCUAAAUACGAUUGAUCGCGACGCAAUCCGGCGUGGCGGAACAUUCCUCCGAAUCAAAGGCCCGCACAUCAUCCACAAGCGCUGUGGAUUGUACAGUAUGAAGAUGAGGGGGCAGCCGCUCUACGCGAUGCUCAUUUUCCUAUGGAUGUGCUACACGACAGAAGCAGCCCGACGAGGUACCCAAGCGUGCGACCCGGUGAAGUCGUUCAACUGCACGUCUGAGCCCACGAAAUGCAUUCCGCUCUCCUGGAAAUGCGAUGGCGACACGGACUGCGCGCAAGGAGAAGACGAAGUGGGCUGUGAGGGCCCAUGCCCGAACGGCGAAUUCCGAUGUGGCGACAAGGGAACAUCAAUGCUCACCGCCAAGGGAAUCAACACUUGCAUUCCCGAGAACUGGAGAUGUGACGGGGAAUUCGACUGUGAUGACCAUUCCGACGAACAGGGAUGCGACCAAAAGAAUAUUACAUGUGAUGGCCAGUUCAAAUGUUCCGAGUUUGACGGCCAAUUCACACUCUGCAUCCCACUCUCGUGGCGCUGCGACGGACAGAACGACUGCGCCAGCGGUGACGACGAGCACGAUUGCGGCGAGAAGAACUGCACGGCCGGCGAUUUCAAGUGCGGAAAUGGCGUCUGCAUCUUCGGGAGCUGGAAGUGCGACGGAGAGGACGAUUGCGGCGAUGGCAGCGAUGAAGCGCCGGCUCUGUGCGCGAAUUCUCCAGAUUCCGGUUGCGCGUCAAAGCCGAACAUGUUCCAGUGCAAAUCCAAGAACGGCUGCGUCCCAAAGGAAUGGGUCUGCGAUGGCGAGAGCGACUGCAGCGACCACUCCGAUGAAGCCGAUUGCAAGGCCAACCAGCCUCCAGCGCAAUGCUCGUCUCGGGAAUUCGCCUGCAAGACCGGAAAGCACUGCAUAAAUCUAUUGUGGAUGUGCGACGGCGAGGUGGAUUGUCCCGACGGAUCCGACGAGACGGCAUGCGAAGCAACGACCUGCGGCAGCGAGGAGAAGAGGUGCAAAGGGGUGCGCGGCAAGUGCCUGCCUGCUAAAUUCUGGUGCAACGGAGAAGAGGACUGUCCGCAUGGUGAUGACGAGGAGGACUGCCCAGAUGAGCCCAAACCCACCGUCUGCGACGCUGGCACCGAGUACACAUGCCCGAAGGGCCAGAUGCGGUGCGUCCGCAAGGAUCAGCUCUGCACCGUCAGCAAAUUCAAUUGCGAUGACGAGGAACUGUGCCGGGGCAACGUAACCCAAUGCAAACCCAAGUCGUCGUAUUGCAAUUGUCGCGAUUCCUACGUCAAGGGUGGCCAGGUCUGCUUAUGCAAUCGUGGCUUCCGGUCUGUUUCUGAUGUUUGUCAAGAUAUCGACGAGUGCAAGGAGAUCCCCGGCGUUUGCGAUCAAAUUUGCAAGAACACCCCCGGCUCCUACCACUGCGCGUGCCAUCCGGGCUAUAAGCUCAGCCAGGGCAACGGCUCUGUCGCGACGAAAUGCCGAGCUCUAGGCGGAGACCCGCUCGUGCUCCUUUCCAACCGUGCCACCAUCCGCCAAUUCGACAUCGUCACCAACGAGCAUCAACCCCUCGUUCGCUCUCCCGGCUCGGCCGUCGCGAUGGACUUCCACUUGAAAAAUAAUACGAUCAUCUGGUCGGACAUCUCGCAGCAAAAGAUCCUCAUGUGCAAGAUGAUCAACCACACCGUCAAUCCCAAGGACAAGGACCAAGUCAUUUUGGAUGGGAGCAACUGCAACGAGCAGUCCAACCAGUUCACCAUCGACGGCAGCCAGGUGCACACGCCGGACGGCCUCGCCGUCGACUGGGUGCACAACUUGCUCUUCUGGACUGAUGGAGGGCUCGACCAGAUCAACGUGAUGAACCUCAACACCAGGCAGAAGAAGACGCUCUUUGUCGACCAGCUCCAGGAGCCGAGGGCCAUCGCCGUCGACCCGGAGCUUGGGUUGAUUUUCUGGACCGACUGGGGCCAGUCGGCGAAGAUCGAGCGCUCCGGAAUGGAUGGUACUCACCGAACGACUAUCGUUGAAGGCGAUCACGUCAAAUGGCCGAACGGCUUGGCGCUUGACCUGCUUGACAAACGCGUCUACUGGGCCGAUGCCAAGAUCAAGUCCAUCUUCUCCAGCGACUACUAUGGCCAAGACAUCAAGGUCGUCCUCCACUCCCACUCCUACCUCCGCCAUCCCUUCUCGUUGGCCGUCUUCGAGGAUCGCGUCUACUUCACCGACUGGGAGCACGACGGCGUCAUUACUGUCAACAAGUUCACCGGUGAAGGUGUGCAGAAGCUCAUGGGCCGCGUCAACACCCCGAUGACCGUGCGCAUCUACCACAAGCAGGCUCAGCCCGAGCACGCCAACAAGUGCUUGAUUCCGGACGAUUCCGAUAAGAAUAAGGGUGUGGACCCUUGCUUCGCUCAAGAUAGGCUCUGUCUACCCACCGGUGCCAUCCGUGCAAAGACCAGUGCCCAAGAGACCAAGAGUUACAACGGCAAACCGUACACUUGCGUCUGCCAGGGCGGAAUUGGAACCGCGCUCGAAGAAGCCGAAUGCAUUGCCGAAGUGGUGGCCGGACGGGGCUUCUCCCUGUCGACGAUGUUCUUCUUUGCACUCCUUGCUGUCAUCUGCGUUGGAGGCUACGCCUUCUACCGUAACCGCGUCCGCGGCGGCGCGUUCACCGCUCUGAACUUUGACAACCCGGUGUACCGACGGACUGUCGUCCCGGAUAUGGACGAUCCGUUCAGGGAUCCGUUUGGUGGCGGUCAAGUCUCCGUGACGAACCCCACCCAAGUCGAGCAGCCGACGCGUCUCGUGCUGCACGAUGACCAGGACGAGUUGCACACCCAGCAGAUGCCCAUC